Strongylus vulgaris is the source of this 539-nucleotide messenger RNA. The record is from the annotation of a GenBank genome assembly. Lineage: Eukaryota; Metazoa; Nematoda; Chromadorea; Rhabditida; Strongylidae.
AUGCUAGCCUCCAUUCCCAUGCCAGUAAGUGCACCCCCUCCUCCACCUCCUUCGGGAGCUAAUGAAGCAUGGGAAAAAGCUCAACAAGCUUUGAAGAAGAUUUCUCCGAAGAAGCCUAUGAAACAUCAACAACCAACUCCUCUUGCUCCACCACCAAAUGCGCACGCGCUUAUGGUGCAGUACUAUCCGUGGAUGGCUCAAUCAUAUGGUAUGCAGUAUCCUCCGCCUCCGACCUAUUCCACGGGGUAUCAGCAGCCGCAGCAGAACUUUGCACAAUUACCGUCAACGAACAACCAGCCUUGGAAUAAUAAUCAGAAGAUGUGGAACAACCAAAAACAGUGGAACAAACGACCGCAGCAACAGCAGAAGCAGCCGCAAACUCAAGCAAAGAAGUUCACUCCUUUUGCUUUGGCACCCAGAGUUGCAACGCAGAAGACAUUCCUACAACCGGCACAGCCCGCCGUGAAUAAUUUAGCGCCGGGCGGACUUGGUGUGAUGCCAGAGAAUGUGAAGUAUGUCGCGUUUAUAUGUUUUUGAAA